Molecule: messenger RNA, 1885 nt
Organism: Betta splendens (Siamese fighting fish)
Lineage: Eukaryota; Metazoa; Chordata; Actinopteri; Anabantiformes; Osphronemidae
Gene: elac1
Product: elaC ribonuclease Z 1
Exons: 5
Coding region: 119-1231 (370 amino acids)
Cellular component (GO): nucleus
Molecular function (GO): 3'-tRNA processing endoribonuclease activity
Source: RefSeq, a predicted model, not a curated record
ACGCCGCGCCGUCUCCCUUUUGACGUCAUCACUGUGUGACUGUUUACAGGGAGCAUGCAGUCGUAGGUAGGUAUCGUCGCAUGGACUCUCCCUGCACCUGUCCUCUAACUCUGGAACAAUGACUAUGGACGUAACCUUCCUCGGAACCGGCUCGGCCUACCCGUCCCCUCACCGCGGCGCCUCGGCUCUGGUGCUGCGGACGGAGGGGGAGUGCUGGCUGUUUGACUGCGGAGAGGGGACCCAGACCCAGCUGAUGAAGAGCCAGCUGAGAGCCGGUCGCAUCACCAAGGUUUUUAUCUCUCACCUGCACGGAGAUCACCUGUUUGGUUUGCCCGGGCUCCUGUGCACAGUGAGUCUCAACACGAACCCUGACUCUGCAGAGAACCUGAGUUGUGUGCACAUCUACGGACCACGGGGCCUCCGGAACUUUCUCAGGGUGUCGCUUGGUCUCACAGGAUCACAGCUGCUCUUCCCAUAUGCAGUACAUGAGUUGGAGCCCACACCUGAUCAGAGUCCAGCAGAGGGAUACCUUAGUCUGGAGAUGACAGCGGAGCACGGCUCUCUGCACCCACAGGAGCGACUGGGCAGGUCGAUCCCACUGGACGUCUCCAAUGACUGUUACCUCCUGUUUGAAGACAAGAAGUUUGUGGUAAAGGCCUUCAGGUUAUUCCACCGCAUCCCUUCCUUUGGUUUUUGUAUUCAGGAGCACGAUCGUCCUGGGAGACUGAAAACAGAAGUACUGAAGGAGUUAGGCGUGAAACCAGGGCCUCUCUACGGGCGUCUCAAAGCUGGAGAGGCUUUAACUUUAGACAAUGGGCGUGUGGUGUUGCCGAGUGAGGUGCUGGAAGAAGCCGUACCAGGGAGGAAAGUGUGCAUCUUGGGGGAUUGCAGCGCUGUCCUUGGGCUGCAGCCUCUCAGGCUCUGCCGCGGGGCGGACAUUCUGGUUCACGAAGCGACGCUGGGGAGGGAGCACCGGGACAAGGCUGUGGAGCAUGGACACAGUACCCCUGACAUGGCGGCAGCGGUAGCCCGGGCCUGCUGUGCACACAGGCUGGUGCUCUACCAUUUCAGUCAGAGGUACAAACCCAGCUCCCUGCUGAAGGAUGGAGAGGAGGAUAGUGUUUCAGAGCUCAGACGACAGGCUGAGGAAGCUCUGCAGGACAGUGGUGUUGAAGUGACUCUGGCCGAAGACUUUCUCACUUUGCCCAUUCCUCUAAGAAGACCAAGGUAACGGUUCGUUUUAAGUGCUACUGAAUCUGGUUAAAACUGGUCUGUUGUUUAAUAUAAAAUGUUUUUAAAGUAGUCACUCUUUACUGUGACAUCUAGUCCAGGAACCACUUAUUUGCUUGUUCUGGCUUCUUUGAUCACAUCACUCUUAAUCAGCACAUAGAUUUCGAGUUGUAACUGUAGAUGUGGUCCCUUUUCAGUUUCCUCUCCACAUUAUGAUGCAGUAGAGAUACUGUGAAAACUCCUACUACUGGGCAUUAUGCGAUGUUUUUCCAAUUUUCAAGUGUCAAGUUAAAAUAUAAGAUAAUUGAUUUUAAUUAGAUGGAAAUAUUUAAUAAUAAUAAAAUUGUAAUCUGUUUUACUUAAAUGAUCACAAUGAAAUGAAUAAUGAUGUGACAGGUUUCAGAUCUUACAGAUGCUGUCGGUCCUGAAACCAUCUUUUUUGAAUGAGCAAAUAUUUUCAACUCUACAGAGUGAUAAAUCAUGAACAUACCAUGCAAUUAUCUCUGAACCUUUUCCAGAGUUUUAUUUCUGGAUCUGUACACAAGGUAUUAAAGUACAACAGAAAAUACAAAAUAAUGUUUAACAAAAGGAAAGAAAACAACUCAAUGCUUAUGUACAAUUCUUAUAAACAAUAAAGAUAGCUUCUUGAACAUUU